GUCUACCAAACACCAAACUACCAAACCGACAAGUAUUCAUAAGUGUGCGUAUUUGAUAUUUAUGGAAUAUUAAUUAAAUAUGAAAUUUCAAUUAAAUAUUUUCCUAUUAAUGACGGUUUUAAGUUUAUCAAAAGUUCAGUGUCGUGUUGAGGAAAAUGGCAGAAUUUUGGUGUACGAUGAUUUUGAGGAUUACAAAGGUCAGAAUAAUAAAACAUAUCGUCCGUUUGAAGAAAUCCGUUGUCGAAAAGCGUACGAAGAAAAUUGUAAACGGAUUAGGGCUCAUAAUUCGUUAUACCAAAGUGGAAAGGUGGCCUUUCAGUUGAGAGCUAAUUGUUUUGCGGAUUUGAACUCACAAAACUACCUUAAAAGUCAUGUUCGUUUGGUGCCUAGUCCCCGGAUACCCUUAAUUGACGCUCCAGCUCAAAUAGUUGGAGCCUCCAUACAUAGAUCUCGGGAUAAAAAUCAAAUUCCCGAUUCAUUUGAUUGGAGAGAUCAAGGAUUUAAAACUCCACCGAGAAAUCAGUUAAGUUGUGGAUCAUGUUAUGCAUUUAGUAUUGCUGAAAGUAUCGAGGCACAGGUGUAUAAGAGAACUGGAAAGAUUCUGGAUUUAAGUGAACAACAGAUUGUCGACUGUAGUACACGUACCGGUAACAAGGGUUGUGCUGGCGGCUCAUUACGGAAUACCCUAAAAUAUCUUGAGCAAUAUGGUGGACUAAUGCGUGAUAGGGACUAUCCAUAUCGAGCAAAAGAGAAGCAUUGCCGUUUUGCUAAAGAAUUGGCUGUUGUACAAAUAAGUUCAUGGGCAAUUUUACCGAAACAUGAUGAGGAAGCCAUUAAAGUUGCCGUGGCUACAAUUGGACCAGUUGCCGUUUCAAUAAAUGCUAGCCCUCAAACUUUCCAACUUUACAGUAACGGAAUCUAUGACGAUCCAGAUUGUUCGGCGGAUAUGGUAAACCAUGCUAUGCUUGUUGUUGGUUACACCCCGGAAUAUUGGAUUAUGAAAAACUGGUGGGGCGAUAAUUGGGGUGAUGGGGGCUAUAUGAAAAUUAGACGUAAUAGAAAUUUAUGUGGAUUAGCAAAUUAUGCAGCUUAUGCCAUUGUUUAGAUUUUAAUUAAUAAAACAAUAUUUUGAUAUAUCUUUAAUAAAAAAUUAAAAAAUUAA
This is a messenger RNA of Hermetia illucens (black soldier fly), 1162 nucleotides long. Its product is annotated as procathepsin L. The coding region runs from base 80 to 1105 and encodes 341 amino acids. The record is from RefSeq and is a predicted model, not a curated record. The transcript has 5 exons. Gene Ontology annotation, cellular component: lysosome. Lineage: Eukaryota; Metazoa; Arthropoda; Insecta; Diptera; Stratiomyidae. Gene Ontology annotation, molecular function: cysteine-type endopeptidase activity.